Vicugna pacos (alpaca) is the source of this 585-nucleotide messenger RNA. The record is from RefSeq and is a predicted model, not a curated record. NCBI's taxonomy places the organism in Eukaryota, Metazoa, Chordata, Mammalia, Artiodactyla, Camelidae.
GGAGGUGUCAUGCCCCAUAGCAGGUGUUGUCGCACAUCAGUGGGGUCACCUCUAGCAAAACUGGAGCCUCCCUGGUCUACUCCAUGCCCUCCCGGAACGUGUCCCUGCGGCUCCAGGGCCUGCAGGAGAAAGACUCUGGGCCCUACCUCUGUUCUGUGAAUGUGCAAGCCAGUCAAGGCAAAGAGAGCAGAGUUCACAGCAGCAGAACGUUAGAACUCAAUGUGCUGGUUCCUCCAGCUCCUCCAUCCUGCCACCUCCGGGGCGUGCCCCGCGUGGGGACCAACGUGACCCUGGGCUGCCAGUCCCCAAGGAGCAAGCCUGCUGCCCAAUACCAGUGGGUGCGGUCGCCCCCAUCCUCCCAGGUUUUCUUUGCGCCAGCUUUAGGUGAGGGGACUUCUGGAGACAACCGAGAGUGUGGCUGGGGUGGGGGAAACGAGGUACCAGAGGGGCUAGGGUGCAGGGGGAGGCAAGGCUGAAGAGCACUGGGUGGAGGAGGAGGAUGUGGGGAGGGGGCUGGAGAAAGAGGGCCUGGCAGGUGCAGGCGCUGUAGUGGGUGCUUUCCCGAGCUGUGCACUGACGGUACUU